UUCUAGAACAGUUAUUCAUGUUCUAACAAAAUGGAAACUUCCGAGUUUACUGAGUUAUUCCCUGGUUUUCCACAUGAACUCGGUCUUGAGUGCCUGACGAGGUUACCCUACACCGGUCACCGGGUGGCUUCCGGUGUUUGCCGGCGAUGGCGGGAUUUACUGCAAAGUCAGGAUUUUUAUUAUCACAGACAGAGGUAUGGGUUUACGCAUAAAAUUGCUUGCUUGGUUCAAGCUUUUAGUGCUGGAGUCGUUGAUGGGCGAAAGCAUGGGGAUUCAUUGUGUUAUGGGGUUGCUGUGUUUGACUCUGUGAGUCGGACAUGGGAGCGACUUGACCCGGUGCCGACUCACCCAAAUGGGUUACCUUUGUUCUGUCAGUUGGCAAGUUGUGAAGGGAAAUUGGUGGUGAUGGGUGGGUGGGACCCGGUGAGUUACGACCCGAUUAGGGAUGUUUCCGUCUAUGAUUUUACGACGCAGCGGUGGAGACAGGGGAAGGAGAUGCCGUCAAAGCGGUCGUUUUUCGCAAUCGGGGCAUGUUCGGGUCGGGUGUACGUGGCGGGAGGGCACGACGAGAACAAGAACGCUUUGAAAACCGGGUUGGUUUAUGAUCUGAGAAUGGACGAGUGGACGGAGUUGCCUCCGAUGAGUAAAGAACGAGACGAAUGUGAAGGGAUGGUCAUCGGCGAUGAGUUCUGGGUGGUAAGCGGAUACGGUACAGACAAUCAAGGAGAAUUCGACGGUAGCGCGGAUGUGUACGGAUUCCGGUCCGGUCAAUGGAAGCGGGUCAAGGGCGUUUGGGAGGCGGGUCGAUGCCCGAGAUCAUGCGUUGGAGUGGGGAAAGAUGGGAAAUUGGAGAGCUGGACUGACUUGGACCCCGCAAUCAAGGUGGGAACAUACGGGGUUAUGUUAGGGGGGCAGGUCCUGGUUACAGGGUCAGAGUACCAAGGCGCACCACAUUGUUUCUUCAUGGUGGAAAUAAACGAUGGGAAGAAAGGGAAAUUGGAAAGCAUCGUGGUUCCUGAUGAUUUUUCUGGCUUUGUUCAAUCAGGCUGCUGUGUGGAGAUCUGAUCCUGUGUAAAAGCCAAACAGGAUGAGAGGUAUACUUUUUGAUGUAAAUUUCUCCCAAAUUAUGAGUAUAUAGUGUAAAUUUGUCUCUGUACUGUUAGUUAGAAUGAGAAUCUACUUCUGUAUGAUAUGAGAUGGCAUGAAAUUUUGAUGCUUUUUGUAUAGAUUUUGACUGGAGUGUUCUGCAAUAUGCAAUAUGUUUUGAUAUAUAAUUGGGGUUUGAAAUUCAAAAC
This is a messenger RNA of Rubroshorea leprosula, 1295 nucleotides long. The record is from the annotation of a GenBank genome assembly. NCBI's taxonomy places the organism in Eukaryota, Viridiplantae, Streptophyta, Magnoliopsida, Malvales, Dipterocarpaceae.